ACACCUUGCUGCAUAGUGAAUAUCAAACACCACCUAAAGCUCAAACAACAGGAAAACUGCUCCAUUCUUCCUCCACUAAAUGCCUCAAAAUUUGCGAAGCGGCUGCCUCCCCGGGUUGGACCGGAUCCCGUCUGAUCUGUGAUCGGGUCUCUGGACUCACCGGAGACUCGACGCGCUCUGCAAGGCUGUGCGCCUGUCGGAUCAGACCCGCGCCAACCCGGUCCUUGACGAUGGAGCUGAUGGAGGGAGACGUUAUGGACAAGCUGGAGGACAUGUCAUCGGUGUACGACUUCGACCCGAUCACUGGCAACAUUCCUGCCACCAAAGUAGAGAUCACCGUCUCCUGCAGGAAUCUGCUGGAUAAAGACACAUUCUCCAAAUCGGAUCCAUUGUGCGUGCUUUAUACACAAGGUGUUGAAACCAAACAGUGGAGAGAGUUUGGCAGAACGGAGGUGAUAGAUAACACCCUAAACCCCGACUUUGUACGAAAGUACAUACUGGACUACUUUUUUGAGGAGAAGCAGAACUUACGUUUCGACUUGUAUGACGUCGACUCUAAAAGCCCAGACCUGUCCAAGCAUCCUGCAGAAACCAAUGACUUUUUGGGUCAGAUGUUCUGUACUCUGGGGGAGAUUGUUGGAUCACCGGCCAGUCGACUGGAGAAACCACUAGGAGGGAUCCCAGGGAAGAAAUGUGGCACUAUCGUCCUGUCUGCAGAGGAGCUGAGCAACUGUCGAGACAGUGCCACUAUGCAGUUCUGUGCCAACAAGUUGGACAAGAAGGACUUCUUUGGCAAGUCAGAUCCUUUCAUGGUCUUCUACAGAAGCAAUGAGGAUGGAACGUUUACUAUCUGCCAUAAAACAGAGGUGGUAAAGAACACAUUAAAUCCGGUAUGGCAGCCCUUCACUAUCCCAGUGCGAGCGCUCUGCAACGGAGACUAUGACAGAACAAUCAAGGUGGAGGUGUAUGAUUGGGACCGGGAUGGAAGCCAUGAUUUCAUCGGGGAUUUCACGACCAGCUACCGAGAGUUAGCUCGAGGGCAAAGCCAGUUCAAUGUGUAUGAGGUGAUAAACACCAAGAAGAAAAUGAAGAAAAAGAAAUAUGUCAACUCUGGAACAGUGACCCUUCUGUCUUUCUCAGUGGAGUCUGAGUUCACAUUCUUAGAUUAUAUUAAAGGAGGGACACAGAUCAAUUUCACUGUGGCCAUUGAUUUCACAGCAUCUAAUGGGAACCCUUCCCAGUCCACCUCGCUGCACUACAUGAACCCGUACCAGCUGAAUGCCUAUGCCAUGGCCCUGAAGGCUGUCGGGGAGAUCAUUCAGGACUAUGACAGUGACAAGAUGUUCCCUGCUCUCGGCUUUGGAGCUAAACUGCCCCCCGACGGACGGGUGUCACAUGAAUUUCCACUGAAUGGAAACAUGGAAAAUCCUUACUGCAACGGUAUCGAGGGCAUCUUAGAGGCGUACCACCAGAGUCUGAAGACUGUGCAGUUGUACGGACCAACCAACUUUGCCCCUGUGGUCAACCAUGUUGCAAGGUAUGCAGCAGCAGUGCAGGAUGGAUCUCAGUACUUUGUGCUCCUCAUCAUCACAGAUGGCGUCAUUUCUGACAUGGCCCAGACAAAAGAGGCCAUUGUUAAUGGAGCCAAGCUUCCCAUGUCCAUCAUCAUAGUUGGAGUGGGCCAGGCUGAGUUUGACGCGAUGGUGGAGCUAGAUGGUGAUGACAUCAGGAUCUCAUCCCGGGGGAAACUGGCGGAGAGAGACAUCGUUCAGUUUGUUCCUUUCAGGGAUUACAUGGACCGAACGGGUAACCACGUGCUAAGUAUGGCACGGCUUGCAAAAGACGUGCUCGCAGAGAUCCCUGAUCAGUUUAUCUCUUACAUGAAGAGUCGGGGGAUCAAACCCAACCCAGCGCCACCCCCUUACACACCACCAGGACACACACACCACCACACACAGAUCUGACGCCAUUCCCUCAUUCGCUGAGGACUGACCGCAUGCAGCAGCCAUUCAGAGUCCAGUAGGAACUUCCCAUCUCCUGUGUUUUCGGUGCAAACAGGAGGUGACUUACCAGGAGAUGGGUGUUGAAUUUUGUGCCGUACUCUCCCAAUGACUACUGGAACAACAGUCUCUUUCUUUCUUUUUUUUUUUCUGUAAUAUAAUUUGUUUAGCUGCUUUCUCUUGAGGAGAAGCUGCAGACUUUUGGACACGCUGGUAAAAGCCUUUUCACUGACACCGAGGCAGUGACUGUUUAUUGUCUAAUUCGACAGCAGGUUGGUUCACAAAGGUCAUGUUGUGGUCAAAACUUGUGCCUGUCUGUGGUUGUUUCAUAAGUGUAUCAGGACAUGUGAACUUUGACCUAAACCUUGCUCGUCAGUUAUCGUUGUGGCCUAAUACAGUGAUAUUUUUUAGGCACCUUUUCCCUUCUGGAAUUAGUUUUUAUAUUGGGGAUUAUCUUCUAAUGCAUCAGUUAUGAUGAAGGAAAAACUACAGGUGUGCGGUUUACAGUUUGUUUUAUCACUUAUUCAGGCUUUUCAUACCAUAACGUGUCACCUCUUCUCUACUUUAUUACUUAAAUGUUUAUAAGAGCAUGUUGUAUUUAUUCCCCAUAUCUCAGUAUUUAUUCUCGAAUGUUAUUCAGAGUGGCAUGGCAAAUGAUAAAUCUGUUUCGAAAAUCAUAGACUUCAUUUUGAAGUGGUCACCAACUGAUUUUAAGUGAUUGCAUAUACAAAGCACAAAAUUACCUGUUGCUACACUGGAUACAAGAACUAUAAUUAUGCUAUCAGGUUAAUCAUAUUUAAGUCUUUUUGAAUGCUGCAAAUCAAUACUUCUGAACAAAAUACUCAUGUUGUUCAUGUAAAUCAACUUUUUUUGUACUGCAAGAGCAAGUAGUGUUCUCAUGCAGUAAAAAAAAGUCUCAUUAUGGUGGAUGUUACAAAUGACAAACACUGUCAUAGCCUCUGUUUUGUUUUGUCUUUAUAAUCCAUAAGCAUUUUUUGGAUUUAUAGCAAACAACGCAUUACCAUAUGAAUAAAAACAGACCAGGAAAAUAUAUAGCAAAGCAUAAAAUAAUAACCAAACCCGAGCAUAUCUCUGACUGCAUGAUCAAUCUGUCAUUACCGGAUUAAUGCACGGCCUUUCCUUUUAUGCUAAUCUUAUUUUUGUUUUCCCUAGCCUGCGUCCACCAUCAGUUUAGUGGCACAAUGAGAAAGAAACAACAAAAAUACUGCCUUCCACACUGUGACCCCAGUUUCACAGCAUCAGUACUUAUGCUUGGAAUAUGAAAUGCUGCCAUACACAGUGAUGCAACAGCAGGUAUCCACCACUGUUCUAUAAUGAGAUGUCCUUCAAACAUGAGGAGCUCAAUUAAGCAUAAAAAUGUAAGGAAUAAAGUCCAUGUGAAAGUGGGGAUGUUGAACAGGAUGGUAUUUUAACAGUCAACAGGAGAAGAGAAACAGUGCACAGCAAGUUGGGGUUCCUUUUCCAGGUAGCAUUAUUUUGUCAUUGUGGUAUCGCUUCACACUUUCUACUGUUUGUUUUUAAAGGGAUAUGAGGCCUUACACUGAAAGGCAGUCAUAAAUACAGUACAUGAUGAAAAAUAAGACUUCCACAAGAUGUGUUUUUAGGGACUGGAGCAUAGGUGAGACCUCUGCCUUGAUGCAAACUUAUUGUAAAUAUCCAAAUAUACAAUGGAUAAAGUGUGUUGAAAUUCCGUUUCCUAGAGCUGCUUUUCCUAAACUUAGGGUCGGGACUCAAAUGGGUGACAGAUCCAUGUCAACUGGAUCACUAAUUGGUAGAUUAAAAUACAUAAUGAUAUGAUGUACUGUAUAUGAAUUAGUUUUCCAAGAAUGUUCUUUUUUUUCUACAUAUCAUUAGCCUCAUAGCAUAAUAUCAUUGGUCAAAUGAUGAUAUCUUUGUAACUUUACUCUCCUAACACUGCUGCUUCAUUUUGCAUCAUUGGCUACAACUUAGGCUAUUAUGCUAUAAUGCUAACAGUAUGUUAAGCUCAGAUUCCUUGUCCAGGGCUAUCACUCUCUCAUCUAUCAACUUGUGUAAGGGAAUACGGUUUUGAUGAUGGAAUGACCAGUAAAAAAAAAAAAAAAAAAGAUGAAAUGGAUGUCACAGCAAUUCAU
Sphaeramia orbicularis (orbiculate cardinalfish) is the source of this 4132-nucleotide messenger RNA. RefSeq names its product copine Vb (gene cpne5b). The transcript has 22 exons. Gene Ontology annotation, cellular component: plasma membrane. Gene Ontology annotation, biological process: cellular response to calcium ion. Gene Ontology annotation, molecular function: calcium-dependent phospholipid binding. The record is from RefSeq and is a predicted model, not a curated record. Bases 231 to 1964 code for a protein of 577 amino acids. Lineage: Eukaryota; Metazoa; Chordata; Actinopteri; Kurtiformes; Apogonidae.